This is a messenger RNA of Candidula unifasciata, 864 nucleotides long. NCBI's taxonomy places the organism in Eukaryota, Metazoa, Mollusca, Gastropoda, Stylommatophora, Geomitridae. The record is from the annotation of a GenBank genome assembly.
AUGUUGUUUCGGAACCCAAAUUUGGAAACUGAUUCGGAUGACACCGAUGAAGAGCUUCAAGAAGCCUUGGCUGCAGGAAAGAUCAAGCCUGGUCUUAUAGUUGAGCAACAGAAGAAGACGUUCAUCAAUAACAGGGAGGGCUUGGGCGAUAAAAUCAAAGAGUUUUCUCUCGGUAAAUUAAAGUGGAUCGAGAGGUUGGACCUGACCAAUGAUCCAGCUCCUUCCAUAGAACCAGAAGACACAGCCAGUUUAGAAAAUGAUGACUUUCACAGAGAAAUGCGGUUCUACAGGCAAGCGCAGGCUUCAGUUCUCGAGGGUCUCGUAAAACUCGCCAAUAUGUCCAUCCCCACAAAACGACCAGAAGAUUACUACGCAGAGAUGGCAAAGUCAGAUGAGCAUAUGAAAAAGGUUCGGUCAAAACUUUUGGAGAAGAAACUGUCCAUGGAGAGGUCAGAGAAGGCAAAGAAGUUGAGAGAGUUGCGCAAAUAUGGGAAAAAGGUUCAACAAGAGGUUCUUCAGAAGAGACAGAAGGAGAAGAAAGAUAUGUUGGACACCAUUAAGAAGUUUAGAAAAGGCCAGAUAGACAAGGUUGAUUUUCUGGACGAGACCAUUCAGAGACAGAACAAGCAAGUUACAGAUAAAAAGACGUUUACUCCUAACAAAAAACGAGAAUACAAGAACAAGAAGUUUGGAUUUGGAGGUCAGAAGAAAAGAUCCAAGUACAACACAGCUGAAAGUGCAGCAGACGUCAGCAGUUUUAACCCUAGGAAAGCUCAGGGAAAGGGACCAAGCAAAUCGACAAAGAAGCCACAAGGAAAAAGACCUGGCAAAAACAAGCGAAAGACAAUGAAAAAUAAGAAAUAA